GGCGAUGAUUCGGUCACCUCGCGCGUAUUGAACACCUGGCGGGCUUGGGAGGUAUAAAAUCCUCUUCUAAUCACUGAAGAGAGCACAGUUCAUCCACUGCAAACCGACUGCAAAGUAUUAUCAACCGUUCAAAAAUGUUCGCCAAAGUGAUCUUCUUCGCCGUCCUGGCCCUCAUCGCUUGCGUUUCCGCCAAGCCCUACUUCCCGGUGGUGGCAUCCCCGGCUCUGGCGGCGUACUCCGCUCCGCUGACCGCGGCCUACACAGCCAGCCCGUACGCUUACGCCGCUGCCUACACCGCCGGAUAUCCGUACGCCGCGACCUAUCCGUACGCUGCCCCGGUGGCCGCUGCCUACACGGUGCUGUAAAUUGGAUGACCCCUUGCUGCCGCCUGCCUGGAACACGAAACCAAACAACACAACCCUUUUACCCGGAAUCAAUUGCACUCCAUGCCAUGAUGAUCUCACGACGUUUGGAAUUUAAUUUAGCUGUACCGACCUCAAGUUGUAAAUUUCUGCUGUUAAUUAACUGUUUUGAUGAAAUUCUCCGUCCCGAAGGAGACCUGAAACGAACAUGACAAUAAUACUUUCAUAAUCGCAAGCACAA
Molecule: messenger RNA, 603 nt
Organism: Culex quinquefasciatus (southern house mosquito)
Lineage: Eukaryota; Metazoa; Arthropoda; Insecta; Diptera; Culicidae
Exons: 2
Coding region: 135-365 (76 amino acids)
Source: RefSeq, a predicted model, not a curated record